AUGGAGAGGUAUAUUCACGAUUCUGAGGUAGCAUGCAUUAUCCAUCCCUCUUCCUCUCCAGCUGGGGCGGGGUUCUUCUUCGUGGAGAAGAAGGAUGGUUUGCUGCGCCCCUGUAUAGACUAUCGGGGGUUGAUUGACAUCACGGUGAAGAAUCGUUAUCCUUUGCCAUUGAUGUCAUCUGCCUUCGAGCUAUUGCAGGGGGCAACCAUCUUUACGAAGUUGGACCUCUGCAAUGCGUAUCACCUAGUUCGGAUUAGGGAGGGGGACGGAUGGAAGACCGCCUUUAACACCCCUACGGGGCACUUUGAGUAUUUGGUCAUACCGUUUGGGCUUUCCAACUCCCCGGCGGUCUUCCAGGCACUCGUCAACGACGUGCUCAGAGACAUGGUCGACCGGUUUGUUUUUGUCUUCCUCGACGAUAUCCUGAUCUUCUCUCAGAACUAG
Molecule: messenger RNA, 444 nt
Organism: Sinocyclocheilus anshuiensis
Lineage: Eukaryota; Metazoa; Chordata; Actinopteri; Cypriniformes; Cyprinidae
Product: RNA-directed DNA polymerase homolog
Exons: 1
Coding region: 1-444 (147 amino acids)
Source: RefSeq, a predicted model, not a curated record